AACAUUUGCUCCCUCUACAGCAGCACCAAAAACAGAGGGAUCAUCAUCUUUACCUAAAACAGGUGACGUAAAGUCAACAACUGCAAGCACAUCCAUAACUAUAGAAUCAUCUGCAGAAGCCCCAACAUUAUUGGUACGAACAACAAGUGCAACUACUGCAGCAUCAGCAGGAGUGACAUCAGCAUUGCCAGCAACAGCACUGGGCUCAACCACAGCAGCAACUGUUAGCAAUGAACCAGAAUCAACCAAGAACACACUAGCUGUGGGUCCAUCUACUGUGUUACAUACUGUGGCAAGAGAUACAGUCACAACAACAUCGACAACAAGCUUAGCAGAGUCUACUACUGCACCCAAAGCUUCAACCUUGGUACAAGUGACAUCUCAAGUCACACCAGAACCCUCAACAGUCCAAAAGGAAACUACAACAUUAAUGUCAGUGAAGCCAGUAACAUCAGAAGUCUCCACCACUGUCGAAAGAGUGACACAAGAACCUACGACGCAUGCUGACACUGGUUCUUCAUCAGCAGGAAUAACUACAUUGACAGCAUCUGGUACAACAAAAUCAACAUUUGCUCCCACUACAGCAGCACCAAAAACAGAGGGAUCAUCAUCUUUACCUGAAACAGGUGAAGUAAAGACAACAACUGCAAGCACAUCCAUAACUACAGAAUCAUCUGCAGAAGCCCCAACAUCGUUGGUACGAACAACAAGUGCAACUACUGCAGCAUCAGCAGGAGUGACAUCAGCAUUGCCAGCAACAGCACUGGGCUCAACCACAGCAGCAACUGUUAGCAAUGAACCAGAAUCAACCAAGAACACACUAGCUGUGGGUCCAUCUACUGUGUUACAUACUGUGGCACGAGAUACAGUCACAACAACAUCGACAACAAGCUUAGCAGAGUCUACUACUGCACCCAAAGCUUCAACCUUGGUACCAGUGACAUCUCAAGUCACACCAGAACCCUCAACAGUCCAAAAGGAAACUACAACAUUAAUGUCAGUGAAGCCAGUAACAGUGGCCCACACAUCAGAAGUCUCCACCACUGUCGAAAGAGUGACACAAGAACCUACAACGCAUGCUGACACUGGUUCUUCAUCAGCAGGAAUAACUACAUUGACAGCAUCUGGUACAACAAAAUCAACAUUUGCUCCCACUACAGCAGCACCAAAAACAGAGGGAUCAUCAUCUUUACCUGAAACAGGUGAAGUAAAAACAACAACUGCAAGAACAUCCAGAACUUCAGAAUCAUCUGCAGAAGCCUCAACAUUGUUGGUACGAACAACAAGUGCAACUACUGCAGCAUCAGCAGGAGUGACAUCAGCAUUGCCAGCAACAGCACUGGGCUCAACCACAGCAGCAACUGUUAGCAAUGAACCAGAAUCAACCAAGAACACACUAGCUGUGGGUCCAUCUACUGUGUUACAUACUGUGGCAGGAGAUACAGUCACAACAACAUCGACAACAAGCAUAGCAGAGUCUACUACUGCACCCAACGCUUCAACCUUGGUACUAGUGACAUCUCAAGUCACAACAGAACCCUUAACAGUCCAAAAGGGAUCUACAACAUUAAUGUCAGUAAAGCCAGUAACAGUGGCCCACACAUCAGAAGUCUCCACCACUGUCGAAAGAGUGACACAAGAACCUACAACACAUGCUGACACUGGUUCUUCAUCAGCAGGAAUAACUACAUUGACAGCAUCUGGUACAACAAAAUCAACAUUUGCUCCCACUACAGCAGCAGCCCCAAAAACAGAGGGAUCAUCAACUAUACCUGAGACAGGUGAAGUAAAAACAACAACUGCAAGAACAUCCAGAACUUCAGAAUCAUCUGCAGAAGCCUCAACAUUGUUGGUACGAACAACAAGUGCAACUACUGCAGCAUCAGCAGGAGUGACAUCAGCAUCACCAGCAACUACAGCAGGGACCACCACAGCAACAAUAACUACAACUGAAGAUGCAGUGACAACAAGAGAGUCUGCUACUGCGCCCAAAGCUUCUACCUGGGUACCAGUGACAUCAGCAUUGCCAGCAACUGCAUCAGGGACAACUACAGCAGCUACUGUUAGCAGUGAACCAGAAUCAACCAAGAAUACAUCAGCUGAGGUUUCAUCCCCUGUAUUACAUUCUGAAACAAUGACAACAACAACAGCAACAACAAUGAAGCCAGUAACAGUAUCUCAUACUUCAGAGGUCUCCACCACUGUCGAAAGAAUGACACAAAAACCUACAAAUCAACCUGAAACUGGUUCUUUAUCAACAGGACAUACUACGUUGAACAACUUUGGUACCACAGAUUCAGAAAUUACACUGACGACAGAGGCCACAAACACUGAUCCUCCUACCAUAGACGAGGGAAGCAUACACUUAAGAUUCAGUCUAAAUGAAACUUUCAGAGAAGUAUAUAGCAACCGAUCAUCCCCUGAAUUCUUUGCAUUGGCAUCACAUGUGGUAAAUGUGAUAAACAGAAUUUACAGGGCAAGCUAUCUCAGAGGAUACAGGCGAAGCAGAGUCAACUUUUUCACGAGUGGCUCCAUUAAAGUUGAUAUGACUCUUAUCUUUGAGAAUUCUUCUAUAGUCCCAAGCUCAUUUGAGGUAGAAGCUAUUCUUAACAAGAACGCUCUGAAUGGUUCCAUACCUCUGGACAUCAUACUUGAUACUAUCAAAGCAGGGGAUCUAGUUACUUCUACACCAGUGCCUAUCACAAAUGCAACUGUUGAAUCUACCACCAUGAAAUACACAUCGGGUGCAAAUGAGUACACAAACACCACCUCUAGUGGCUUUCCAUGGAUGGUACGCUGUUCACUUAUGACUAUAUAUCCAGCCAUUAUUGUUUUAUUAGCACAAACAUUGUUAUGGUGAUUUUAAAGUGCACUUGAAAGUUCACUAAAGAAACAAAAUGAAAGACACCAUGUUUAAUAUAAUAGUUAAGCUGAUUUUAUUAGUGAAGAUGGACAAAUGUUGUAGAAGUUUGUUUUAUGCAGAGACUAUAUUUUAUGCAGAGACUAUAGAGACUAUAGUUUUUUAGGACCAUCAGCCUAUUAAAUAUAAUUUAUCUGAGAAGGGCUAGUCAUCAGGGAUUUGAGCAAUUUAAUUGUUUGUGUCAGAUUAAAAAAAAAAAAAAAAAAUAUAUAUAUAUAUAUAUAUAUAUAUAUGUGUGUGUGUGUGUGUGUGUGUGUGUGUGUGUGUGUGUGUGUUGGUUUGGAACUCAAGUGUACAAAGAUGCUUCACUUCAUUUGUUUAUAAACAUUAUUUGGUUACCUAUAUUCCUAUAUUAUUGCAUCUGAUCAGUGUCUUCUUUGUUAUUAAAGUUAAUGCAUUCUGUUGUA
Messenger RNA from Cyprinus carpio (common carp), 3327 nucleotides. Its product is annotated as flocculation protein FLO11-like. The coding region runs from base 431 to 2860 and encodes 809 amino acids. NCBI's taxonomy places the organism in Eukaryota, Metazoa, Chordata, Actinopteri, Cypriniformes, Cyprinidae. The transcript has 5 exons. The record is from RefSeq and is a predicted model, not a curated record.